This is a messenger RNA of Blastocystis hominis, 2043 nucleotides long. RefSeq lists its product as hypothetical. Gene Ontology annotation, molecular function: RNA polymerase II CTD heptapeptide repeat phosphatase activity. The coding region runs from base 1 to 2043 and encodes 680 amino acids. Lineage: Eukaryota; Bigyra; Opalinata; Blastocystidae. The transcript has 12 exons. The record is from RefSeq and is a predicted model, not a curated record.
AUGGCUACUUGCAAACAAGAAAGUCUUGUAAACCAAAAACGUUUGCUAGCGGCACGCCGUCUUGGCCUUGUAUUUGAUUUGGAUAACACACUGAUGGAACAAAGCGACGAUCCUCGCUGUUCCGUUGCUCCCUCGUUCGGCAUUCCAAAUAUUCAUUUCAUCCAAUUCAAACGAAACAACCAAUUGUCCAAACACACAAUCAUUCUUCGCCCUGAGGUCCAGUCCAUUUUGACCGAACUCUCCAAAUACUAUGAACUUUCGAUUUACACAAACGGCGUUCGCACGUACGCCCAAGCCAUCAUUGAGAGCAUUGAUCCGAAACACCAACUUUUUGGGAGUCGUGUGAUUGCUCGUGAUGAUGUGCCUGACAAUAGCGAAACCAACUUUUUCAACAACUUUUUGCCCGCCUCGAAGGAUAUUAGCUUUGUAUUGCCGGGGUUGGAGCGUUUAGGCGUGGUCGUCGAUGACUCGGUGGAGGUCUGGAAGGACCGAGCCAUCGUUCUGCACAUUCCGAAGUUCUGCUUCUGGAGGUCGUUUCUGAAAUGUUACGAAACAGGAGGCAAAAAAGUGGAAACGAUGUUUGAAGCAGUGGGGUGGAUCAUCAAUAACGACUCGAUGAACAUUGUGAAGGACACCUUGGUGCAGAUCCAUCAACAAUUCUACGCUCGAGCACAGCAGCGUGACACAGGUGUCCCUUCCACGUCUGUAGGAGAAGUCAUUGGACAGCUGAGAGCGUCGCUCUUUCGAAAUACUUUGAUUUACUUCGAUGAAACGUUCUCGAAGCGAGAUCCGAAGUCGCAGUAUCUCUUCUCGCUUGUCAAGCAGAUGGGAGGAAAAAUCGCGGAAGCCUACACGCCCGAUGUUACGCAUGUUGUUUCUGCGGGAGUGGAAACGGAGCUACUCAAAAAGCUCUGCUUAAAUCCUCCCUGUAAGCUGGUUAGUGAGCAAUGGAUUAUUGGGUGUUAUUCGUUUGUGCAAAGAAUCUCAGCGAAGCGAUAUCCUGUGCGAGGAAUUGAACAGCUUCGCGAGCGACUCGAAAACCCACGAGCUUUUCAACAAUUUGAUCCAAAGGAAGAGGAGAAAAGCGUGAAAGGUAGCAAAGAAGCGGAUCAAACGAAGCGCAAUACAAAGCAAAUGGCGGUCGAUCCGGAUCUGGAAGAUGUCUUGGAGGAGAUGAAGGAGAAUGAAGAAUCAGAGGAGAUUGAGGAGGAGUUUUUUGAUGAUGAUUUUGCAUUCCCUGAGUUGGCAUCACAACCACGAUAUAAUAAACAACCACCCCAGCCCCAGGCUCGAUCCGACCGCGAUAUAUCCUUUAAUAAACGAAACAGAGAAUUUAUAAUUUUGAUGCUUUCUUUGUUAUUAUUCACAACUCUUCUUGUUUAUUGCUAUGGAAAUACUCUUCCUAACGAAGGACACACGCAAGACGUUGUUCCUUCUGAAGAAGUAUUCGAAAGAGGACUCGUUAGCGAAGAGUUGGAUAAGGAGAGUAUUUUAAAGGAAUCCUCAUUGUUCUCUCGUGAUCGCAGUGUAAAACGGAGCGGGGAUAUUCCUGUUCUUGGUUUUGUCACCCCAUGGAACAACCGUACAAUUCUCGAAUAUUCAAUGUACCAUCUAGAUGGGUACGACAUAGCAAAACUGUUCAAAUCGAAGUUCACUCAUAUCAGUCCCUGCUGGUUGCAAAUUCGCAGAAAUCAAGCAAAGCGUCUCUUUGUUGACGGUAUUCACGAUAUUGAUAAGGGGUGGAUGGAAGAACUGCGCAGUGGCUGUGAUGAUCCAUCCACUUGCUUAAAAAUCGUCCCUCGCUUUGUGUGGGAGGCAGAAGGUUUCCAUGAAGAGGAUCUCCAUGUUCUGGGCGAAAUUAUUACUUCGACUUUAGAAGAGUAUUCGUUUGAUGGGCUGAUCCUUGAAUUUGGAUUCAGCAAGGACAUGCUUUUCCUUUAUAAGUUGAUUCGGAAUGCAAUCGGAGCCGACAAGCAGCUUAUUUUAGUAGCCCAUCCUCAGGCAGGUAAAUCAUGUUUCUUGUGUUCCAUGCAAAGUCUCUAA